Penicillium bovifimosum is the source of this 522-nucleotide messenger RNA. RefSeq lists its product as uncharacterized. The transcript has a single exon. The coding region runs from base 1 to 522 and encodes 173 amino acids. The record is from RefSeq and is a predicted model, not a curated record. Lineage: Eukaryota; Fungi; Ascomycota; Eurotiomycetes; Eurotiales; Aspergillaceae.
AUGUACAGGGCGCUCCUGGCGCGGGACAGGAUUUUGUCCUACUGGCCGGAGGACAACCCGGACACGCACCCGGAGGAUUAUGCUCGCGUUCGGCUGAUGCUUCAUCACCCCUUCAAGAGAGAGACAUAUCUAUUAACCAUAGACGAACAAGUUAUCUUGACAUUCAGGGCUGCCUUUGCGUACUGUCGUGCUAACCACUCCGACCACGAGGACGACCACUACGGAAAUGGGGACGUCUCAGACGAACCGGAGGAUCUGUACGAUGAACCUACCCAAGACAACGGCCCAAUAGGGUCUUGGGGGGCCUUUGCAGCACCGUUACCUGACCGAGAAGACCACACCGACGUCGUGGACGACACGGAAGCACUUGGUUGGCACGAUGUGGACGUAACGAACGAUUGGGCUGCACAUCUUGGACGCUGUGCGCCCGAGCCGGAUUUCUGGAAAGGCUUCAGAACCGAGCACCCAGCAGAUCUUGUCAUUACCUCCGCCGCUCAUCCCGACAGCCUGAACGAGCAGUAG